AUGCGCAAGGGGACCGAAGGCAUCCGCCAGUCUACGCGGCUCCUUUGGCCAUCGCCUCUUCUUGCCGUUGGUCUCGUGACAGACCAGGAGUUUCACGCGGAGCGCAGACCACCGUACGACUACGGACCCGACGGCGGCGCGGGUUGCCAGAGCCGCGCGAUGCUGGUGGCUGUUGGGCAUGGCGUUGGAUCCGAAGGGCCGGUCGACUUCGUGCCACCCGACAUGUGCCAAGACAUUCUGAUCCAGAAGCCCUACGCGACUAUCCUCUCGGUUCUAAAGCGGAAGCCCACUGAGGCGCUCCGCGAGGCGGGCAGUCCGUUCUUGCUCUGCUUCCCGCGAGGUGUCUCCGAGAACCGGCUUUACGGCGUGUUCCCGCGGUCCGACGCCGCCGACAACCAACUCCGCGCGCAGCUCUCGUUGGGUCUGCCGCUCAUCCAGUCACGCCCAUCGAAGCAGGUCGACGGCCGAGGCCGUCUCACCUCGACGGCAAGCGACGGCGCGUCAGCGGAUCACGACAUCUAUGGCGCUGUGGUUGUCUUCAAGAAGCGGCGGUCUUUGCCUCCUCGCUUCUUUGCCGUCUGCUUGGCGCACGUUCCGCGCACAGAUAAGAACGGAGCCGUGGCCUACGAGCCCGGCUGCAAGGUCAUCCACGGCUGGACUCCUAGGUCGUUCAAAGCCCGCGGCCACGCGGCCGCAGGCGUAAGGCCGCACGACCUUGGGCAGACCGAUGCCGACGCCGACGUUCUCGUCACGGUGCAAAGGCGCUCUGUCCGAGCAGCGGGACGGCAAAGGGCAUGGUACACCGUUUCGUCAGGCCUCACCCAGGUCGUCUUCGAUCGCCGGGAGCUGGCUAAGCAGGCGAGGUUGAGCUCGCCCAACGCCUCUGCCGCGCCCGGCACGCUGGCAUUUAUGGGCAAGGCGUGUUCCGAUGAUGAGUAA
Messenger RNA from Hirsutella rhossiliensis, 939 nucleotides. RefSeq lists its product as uncharacterized. The transcript has a single exon. The record is from RefSeq and is a predicted model, not a curated record. Lineage: Eukaryota; Fungi; Ascomycota; Sordariomycetes; Hypocreales; Ophiocordycipitaceae. The coding region runs from base 1 to 939 and encodes 312 amino acids.